Molecule: messenger RNA, 9006 nt
Organism: Drosophila grimshawi
Lineage: Eukaryota; Metazoa; Arthropoda; Insecta; Diptera; Drosophilidae
Gene: klar
Product: serine-rich adhesin for platelets
Exons: 19
Coding region: 539-7624 (2361 amino acids)
Cellular component (GO): membrane
Source: RefSeq, a predicted model, not a curated record
UUUUUUUAUUUGGCACAGAAAGUGAAUUGAAAGGCUAACACAACAUUCGGAUUGGAGUCGAACAAAAACCACACUUUUGGCCACUUUUCACAUUUGUUUUUGUUUUUGAGUUUUGAGUGAAAUCAACAAUUAAAUCCAACAGAUUUUUGUUUUAACAAAAUAACGAGAAAAGUAUUUUGCAUAAAAAACAACAAACGGAAAACGAAUCCCAAAAAAAAAAAAAAAAUAACGAAGAAAGAUAUAAACCUUAUCCAGGAACUGGAACUGAGCCCACAAAAGGUCGAGACUCAGCACAGCGGAACGGUGGCAUGAAUAGCCAACGAACACCCAACGAUGGCCAGCAUGCAAAUUGAUGCAUUUUAAGUGCAACAACAACUAAACAGAAAAAAAACCAACACGAAACACGAACAGCGGCUAAAAGCAGAUUUUAAGCAAAUUAAUUAAAUUAACAUAAAACACACACACACACACACACACACACACACUCAAAAAAACACAUGGAAAUCGGAACCAAAAACAAUUAGCGGCCAAAACAAAAAUGGAAGUUGCCACAGAAGUAAAGCAGCACAUGAAUGAAAACGAAAUAGCAGCAACUGCAACAGCAACUGUAGAAAGAGACGGAGAAGAGGAAGAAGAUGGAGCAAGAGCAAUGGCAACCACAGAGGAGACUGCAAUUGCGAUUGUGACGUCAUUAAGCAACCAAGAGACUGAUAAAAUGGCCAUCAACGAUACAACUAAUAAAGCAAGCACCACAUCGAACAUGAACAUGAACACGAAUACACUCAGAUUGCAGGAGGAUUUCGCAUUUCUGAUGCCAGCUGCUGCUGCUGCUACUGCCGCUGUGGCAGCAACACAACGCAACACCAAAUCGGGCCACAAUGCCACCAAAUCGGCCAGCAACAGUCGCAGCAGCUCACUGCGGAAACAGCGACGCAAUGCUGGCAACCUUCAAGCAGAAUCUGGUGCUGGUUGUGCUGGUGGUGGUGCUGGUGGUGCCGGUGUGGUGCAAAAGGAUAUGAAAAUAUCGCAAUCGAUGACAUCGCUGCCAGCCGAUGAGCUGCAACAGGAGCGACGUGACGUCAUCCAGGCCAAACUGCAUCUGGAGCGACCCUACAACAGCCUCAAGAAAAACUCACCGAGCAGCGCGAGCAGCAAGUGCUCCAGCAACAACAACAAAAUGCACCGCUAUUCGUGGGGCAGCGGCCACAGUCACAGCAGCUCCACCAGUCUGCACAGCAGCGCCACCCUUGGGCUGGGCUCGUCGGGCAAAGAUGACUUUUGGGCGGCCAUACAAACGAACUAUAAUUACAUCAUGGACACGAACCUGCUCGAUACGUGCAAGGAGGCGCGGUUUGAAAUUGAGGAGGCACAGCCAACGUCACGCGAGUACAAAUUUACGGGCAGCCAGCUUCAUAUAUUGGAUGAUAAUCAGCGACAGGAGGGUCUGUGCGAAGAUCCCAAGGAGUUGCGACGCUGGCUGCGCGACAUGGAAAGCAAACUAGAGAGUUCACCAACCAUUUCGGAAUUGACGCUCUAUUCGAAUGCAGAAUUACAGCGCCAUCUAGCAGUACACUCGGUGUUGUACCAUGAAAUUGUAUCACACGCUCGAGUUGUAAGCGCUUGCAUUCGUGCCGCCUCCGAGAGGGAACAGACGCAGUCGCAGUCGCAGUCGCAGCUGCAGUCGCAGUCACAGUCACAAUUGCAAUUGCAGUCACAGCAACCUGCAUCCCUCACCAGCAAUUGUUCCAGUGAGUCGACAAGCGAAUCGGUGACCAAAUCCCACAGUCUCAGCAGCGGUUUUGCCUCUGAUGUUGCCCAAUUGACCACGCCCAUUGCAGCGACAACAACAACAACAGCAGCAGCAGCAGCGCCCACUGGCACUGGACUCGGCACAGCACAUCCCAAGAAGGUUGAAGCCAAUUUGGAAAGAUUGCGAGAUCGUUAUCAUCUGCUCUAUCUGAAGGCCUUUGAGCUACAGCUCUGCCUGGACAAUUUACUGCGCAAACGCAGCUCAACAGCGAACGGCUUGGAUGACGACGACGACACCGAAGACGAUUCAUUUGGCUACGAGGGCGAAGGGGACGAGGCAGACGGCGACGCUGCCACCGAGGACGAUCUAAACGAAGUCGCCUCCGAUUUGGAUCUAGAGUGCGAGAGUCGCAAUUCAACGGAACUGUUGUUGUUGCAACGUUGCCAACUGGCUGCCACCGAGAUUGUCUCCGCCAACGUUUCUGCCGAGGAUCAGUCACGCGAUUGUAUCGCAACCCAAAAGCCUGGCGACGAGGCUGACGAGGAGCCAGAAGAGGAAGACGACGACGACGCUGACGUUGUUGAUUUUGUGAUUGCCAAACGCGCUUGGCGGCCAUCGAAAUCGAUUCCAAAUUGCCACUCGUUGGGUGCAGCAGCAGCAGCAGCAGCAGCUGCAACACUCACCGAUUUCGAGGCAGAUUCGGAGAGCAGCGAUCUGGAGCAGGUGCAGCAGCUGAGACGCGGCGUCGGCGGUGUUGGCAUCAUUUGUGGCAAUCAGCGGCGUGUUGUGUUGCCCAUUGUUGCAAGCCACCAGCACCAGUACCAGCACCACAACAACUAUCAGCACCACAGUGCAGUGGGUCAUGUGGACAUGAUGUCGCAUGCCACCAGCAGCAGCAAUUCCCAUCCGAAUCUGACAAAUUUGUCGCUGUUGCAGCAGACGCGCAACAACAAAAUGUUGCCGCCACAGUGCCACAAUGGUGGCAAUAGUGGCAAGCCGAAGAAUAUUGCCGUUGCCGUCAUUACACCCAACACGCAUAAUCACAAUCACAAUCACAAUCAUCAUAAUAUGCAUCACGGUCACGGUCACGGUCUCGGUCACGAGUUGAACAAGUCGCCAACGGUGCUGCGGAAAGCGGGAAUCGGUCAUCAUCGUAGUCAUCAUCACAAUGACACCUCCAAGUUCAAUCGUUCCAAUCGCAAGUCCAAGAACUGCGCCAUCUUCUACUUCAAGCAUUUGGACACGGACAAUGAGACGAGCGGUGCUGGGACCGAUGGCACAGCUGGUGAGGGGGACAAUGAAGCCGCCGUUCAACGUUCCAGCGAUGUUAUACUGAAAUCGGCCGAUGCCUCGACGGAUGACGACGACGAAGGUUGGCUCUACACAGCAACAGCUACAGCUACAGCAACAACGACGAUUGCAGAAACAACAACAGCAACAUCAGUUGAUGGUCUGCAGUCGACUGCAAUCUCAUCGACAACGUCUGGCGCCGCAGCUGGAGUCGGAGUUGGCUCUUCUACAGGCUGCGACGACUCUGAUAAGGAGAACAAGGAGACGCUGGUGACCACAUCGACCACAACAACAACAGCAGCAACAGCAAUCGCAACCAGUGUUGCUGUUGGGAGUGGCAGCAGCAACUACGACAGCAGCAGCGCCUGUUCGUCGUCCAAUUCGAACGGGGUACAAACAGAGACCUCGGCAACCUCGCGAGUAACCCAAAUCGUUGUCGUCGACAACAUGGACACCAGCAACAGCAAUCACAACAACAACAACAACAACUGCAGCACAAGACACAUCAUUAGCAACAAUUGCUACAAUGGUGACAACAACAGCAACAGCCACAGUCAGCAGCAUCAACUGAAUGCCAGCCAUCAGCAACAGUCGCGCUUUGACUCUAAACUGCAACAGCAACAGCUGAAAAUGGUCGCAAAUCUGGAGAACCCUGAUGAGACAAUUGUUGCUGACAAUGCAAAUGGAAAUGGAAAUGCAGCACAGCUGCUGUCAAUGUGCAACAACAACAACAACAAUAACAGUCGCUUCUACAGUCGCGCUGAUAUUUGCAACAUCAGCGUCUGGCCCAGCGAGAUGAGCAACUGCAGCAAUGGCAAUCCAAUUGGACAUCCGCCACACAAUGGAAAUCGUUUGCCGCCACGUUCCCCGGCCAAAUCUGCCAAGUCGCACAAAUCGCAGGCGAGCAGCAGCAAUGCAACAAUGUCGCCAGCUAAGGGCAAGGUCUCGCAUGAUUCAAUCAAGCAGCUUGUGCUCGAAGCUGAGCAUUUGGUGCGCGACGCUCAGGAGGCCGCAUUGAAGACGCCAACGAAGCAGAAUCAUUCCAUCAUCAAGAUAUCGUCCACGGUCAAGAAGCGCGAACCCAACACCAUGCCCAGUCCCAUCAAGCAGCGUGUCGAGGAGUGGUUGGAGCAUCAGCCACCACGACUGGUGUUCACAGGAGCCAGUCUCGAGCUGCCAUCCGUUAAGCCCGAUGAUUGUGAGGCCUCCGGCGAGGCAUCCGAAACGGAUUCGAUGCCACAGCCGGGCGUCGUUUGCGGUGGCUCCGAGUCAUCGGAGGGAUUCACAGACUCGAUUGCGACCUGCAUGCAGACGAGCACCAAUUCGUAUGGGAAUUCAACGGAACGCAUUGGCGGCUCGGCCGAACCCAUUGGACAGCAUCCGACCACACCGCUGGGCUACGGCAGCAGCAAUCAGAGCCUGAAUCUGAAGAUUGUCAAACGUCAGCAGACGCGUCGCAAAUCGGAGCGUCCCUGGAGCGUCUCCUGUCUGUCACAGUUGACCACAGAUGCUGCCCAUCAGAUGACCACAACCAUUGCAGAUGCUGGUCAGAGUUCGCCGCCUGGUUUGGCCAGCCACUCGAUCAGUGAGAGUGCCCUCGAUUCCCUCUCGCCCGGACCGAGGGCACGUGCUGCCUCCUCCUCUGGCACGGGCAGCAAUACGGCACGCAAGGCAGACAGCAAGGGAUCGUUGCGCAGGCGGCGAGCGCGCAAGAAGCGCAUGUCUGCCACCUCGGGGGGCAAGAAGUCCGAUUCCGGUUCGGAGGCGCCUGGUGAUCUCACCCAGACGCUGAUGAAGUCCUGCGAAUCGAUGUCCUCGCAGCAGCUGCAGGACUUUACCAAGGCGCUGCUUAGCAUACAGAAGGGCGGCGCAACGCCCAAAAAGGAUGAAACCAGCAGCAACAACCCAGCGGAGGGCGGAGAAUCGGAGUCGCAGCUAAUGGUGCCCAAGUUCCGAGUGGGCUCCUUCACCACCGCCGCCUUGAUGGCCAGCGAUAUACGCUUGGGCGCCUUGGCAGCUCUGUCCAACUACGGGCACGAGGAUGUGCAGCAAGCAGAGCUGAGCACUGAGGAUCAUCACAGCAGCAUCUCGGAGUCUGCUUGGGACAACUAUCAAGAGAAAUACAAUUCGGAGAACUAUUCGGAGGGCUUCGAUUCGGAUGCAGCGCGUCGUCUCUUGGAAUUUGGCGAUGACUAUCGCAAUUUCAUCGAUUCGCAGUCCGAUUGCUGCAGUUCUCUGUCGGCGGCCAACAAUUUGGAUUCGUUGUCGCCACCGCGCAUGGAUUCGCUGCAGCAGCACGAGCAGAAGGCACUGCACAUCACCCAGGAGACGAUCAGCAGCAGCGUGGAUCACGGUCGUCGCCAGCGCGCCUUGGAGCUGCAGUACGAGCGACGUCGCAAGACGAUGGAAGUGCGACGCAAAUCCCUACAGGAUAUGGCUGAGGCCAUUGGCACACAGAAGGAACUGCAGCAGGAGCAGCAGGUGACCGCCUUAAAUCUAAAUCUAUCCUCAUCGGCCACAGCGCUAAUGACGCCCAAGAAUCCGACGGGUGCCCAACAAUUGCCCAUCCGAAAUGAUUCGGUGGGACGCAAACUGGAAUUUGGUGCCGGGAUGAGCCACUCGGCGCAGUCGCUGCUGCGUCGCACCUCGGAGAGCGACACUUCGACGCGUCGCCGGCGCACUGUCACAGCGGAUGAGCGAAGACGCUCCUCGCGCAAUCUGGAAAAGUGCAUCAAACUGAUACCGGCCACCUCCUCUUCGAGCGGCGAUGACUCCGAGGAUGGGGAGCAGGAGAUGCGCUCACUGCUCCAACAAAGUCGCGACCGUCUCGAGGAUACGCGUGCCUUGAAGAUACGCUGUCAUCUGCUCAGACCGGAGGACUAUAACGAGAUAAUUAAUACUUGCCGUGACAAUAUCCGCUGCCUGGAGGCGGUGCUGAGGGGUCCGCCUGGCACGGUGCUCUCGAGCCACUGCGCCGGCCAGACAAAAGAUCUAUUGGUCGCUUGGGAGGAUCUGCUUAACUGGAGCGAGAAUGCAGCGAGUGCACGCAAGCUGCAGCAGGAGAUGAGUGCGCUGAAGCACAGUCUGCGCCGCCUGGGCGAUAAAUCAACACCCGAACUGCUGCUCGACACGGAGCCGGCCAUUCAGAUUGCCGUCGAGGCCCUGAAGCAAGAGCAAAGCCAACUGGGCAGCUAUCGCACCAAUAUGCUACGCUUGAAUGCCUCGGUGCACAGCUGGCUGACGCGUCAGGAGCGACGCCUGCAACAGGAGCAGGCAAAUCAGCAACUAUUGCUGCAACAGCAGCAACAGCAACAAGAGUCCGAACAACAACAACAACAAAUGAACAACAAAAAGGAGCUGGAACAGCAGCCAAACGAGUCGAGUGGAGUUGUGGCCAUCACUGUGACCGACAGCAAUGGCAACCAGGUGGUGGAAGCCUCCACCGGCACCUGCUGCGACGUGAACAGCCUGCUCAGCGCCGAACAGGAGUUCCACAAGCAUCUCAAGGAUGAGGUCAGCGACAUGUACAGCGCCUGGGAUGAGGCAGAUGUCAGAGUCAACUCGCAACUGGAGACGCUGACAAACUCGUUGAUUGCCUGGCGUCAGCUCGAGUGUGGACUGAGUGAGUUCCAGCUGGCACUUGGCCAGGAUCGUGGCACACUCAAGGGAUUGGAGGGCGCUCUCGACAAGGGACAAGCGACGCCCGUUGAGCUGGCACAGAAUGUGAAAUUAGUUGCCAAGCUGCUCUCCGAGAAGGUUAACGUUAGCCAGGAGCAGCUGCUCGCCGUGCAGCAGCAUCUGGAUCCCAAUCACAUCUAUCACAUUGCCAAAUUGACGGCCUCCAAUGGUUCUCUAUCCGAUUCGGGCAUCUCUGAUGGCGGCGCCACCUCCGAUGGUGGUCUAUCCGAGCGUGAGCGACGCCUGGGCGUUCUGCGUCGUCUGGCCAAGCAGCUGGAGUUGGCUCUGGCUCCUGGCAGUGCCGCCAUGCGCUCCAUAGCGGAUCGCAUGGAGAGCGCCGAGUUGGAACUGAAGCAGCUGCAAAACACAUGCCGCGAUUUAAUUGUGCGCACGGCGGCCUCACAUCAACAGAAGCAGCAGCAGCAGAAGGAUCAGGCAGAGCAGCAGCAUAACAAGGAGGAGGCAAAGGAUCAGCAGGGACAGCAGCUGGCCAAUGGACAUGUGAAGCAGCCAAACCAAUCCCAAUCGCCCAACAAACGUCGAAACGGGCGCAAAUCGCGUCAACAACAACAGCAGCAACAACAAUUGUUGCCGGAACAGCAGCAACAAUUGGUGGUGGAGCAUAUGCAACGCAUUGUUGCCGCUGGUGGCGAUGAGCCGCCAGAAGAUCCAGCAGCCACUGUUGGCACCCUCGACAGCUCAGAUGAGGACGAGGAUGCGGCCAAGUCAAAGAAUCGCGGCUGGGCCUGGAGAAUUGCGCGUGCAGCGGUCCCAAUGCAGUUGGCUUUAUUUACCUUCUUCUGUGCGGCAUGCAUGAUGCAGCCGAAUUGCUGUGACAAUCUGAACAAUCUGUCCAUGAGUUUUACGCCCCAGUUGCGCUAUAUACGCGGACCGCCUCCGAUUUGAGCGGCACGACAGCGGCGCGUUUUCCAUGCGACUAAUAUCGUUUGAAAGAAUUAAUGAUCGCUGGAGAAACGCGCGCGUUUUUAAGUAGGCAACAAAUAAUUUACGAGUAUCGUUAAGCAAUCUAACAGCCAGUUAGAUUCCAGCGGGCCGGGCCACAAGCAGCCCGACUGCAGAAUGUCGACCUCCAAUGUAAAACCCCAGCAGCGAGGCGACUCCGACGCGUUUUACGCGCGACAUGUGCGCGUUUCGCACGCGCGCCUUGCGUUUUGUGCGCGAUUUUUUUCGUCUUUUUUUUAUGAAACCGGAGGCACUUAAAACAAGAAAUGGAAUAUGCAACACAAGGUUAUAUAUACUUAAGAUAUACUUUAGAUUUUGAUUUGAUUGAUGGAUUUGUCUUAAGAGAUUUAGUUGCGAUUCGCGAAAACAUUUUUUUUACCGAGAAGCGUUUAAAAUUAAGUGCAAAAACACACAAGUUUAAGCUCAACUUUAGCAAGUAGAGAGAAAUGGGUGAGAAACGAGCAAAGAAAGUGGCAACAAAUGAAAUUGAUGCAGCCAAACAUAAUCAGAAUGAUCCCGCAGAGAUCACAGAGUGGAAAUGAAAUGAAAUCUUCGCAAUGUACUUAGAAGAGACUAAUUGGAGAUUGGAGAAAGGCAACCACGCCCCCUCCACCACCGCCCCGCCCACAUAUCGAGCAUCGCUUAUAAGGCAUGACAAACUCCAGUUAUUAGACUAUAUAUAUAUAUACAUAUAUGAAAUGUGUGUGUUUCGUUGCGAUUUUUGUACAACUUUUCUGUUUAAAAAACACGACAAGUGCCUGCAAAAGACCCUCAAAUGGGCACCCAGCGGAAAUGAGAAAUGAGAAAGAGAGAAAGAGAAAAUGAGGGGCUGCAGAAUGCAUAUAUCGAGCAAGGCUAAAUAGCAAAAAGAGAAGCUAGGCCAGAACUUCUUAGAGGCGCCCCCAAAGGCCCAAAAUGCAACGAACUACUUUUUGUCGGUUCUGGCAACAAAAACCGUUUGAGAAUUAAAGUUUCUAUUUUUAUACGCAAUGCAAAUUUACAUAGAGAACGAGAGGCAUCGGAAACACUUUUUGUCCACCUAACGCUCUAUUUAAUCAGUUUUACGUCUAUUAUAUUAAUAGGAUAAAUACAAAAUCUACAACAAAAGCAAGCAAAAAAAAUAUAUAUCUAUACUUAUAGAGGAGCAGAGAUCAUUUAAUGUGUUUAGAACCUUAAGUUGCUGGCAAACUGUCUACGCAACAGCUAAACUAAACUAUGUUUAGAUUGUACUACUUAAUUUGGCAAAAAUUACUACUAAAUUAUAAUUCUACUUAUAAGUUUCUCGUAUACCUUGUGAGUUUUUCAAAUUUCAAUUGCAGAACAUA